This is a messenger RNA of Lecanosticta acicola, 516 nucleotides long. Lineage: Eukaryota; Fungi; Ascomycota; Dothideomycetes; Mycosphaerellales; Mycosphaerellaceae. The record is from the annotation of a GenBank genome assembly.
AUGCCGCACCUAACGAUGCACAUACUGACCUUGUUUGGCCUCUUCCACCAGACUCGCAACGACGCUCGCUUCAGCACCUACUCCGGCGCUCCCUCUCUCCAGCCAUCCAUCGCUCCCACCCUCGACACCACCUCCAACCGCUCCUCCACACAGCGAUAUAGUUCGCAUUUCGGCGAGCAGAACGCCCUCGCGCCCGAGACCAUCCCCGAGAACUCCCGUUCAGUCUACGGCAGCGCAGCAGCCGCGGGCAGCACCACCACCCUCUCCUCCACAGACCCCAAGACCGCCGACAUCAAGGCAUUUGCCAAAGUCUACGACCGCAUGAAUGACGUGCGCGCGGAUAAGCAGCGAUUCGUCAUGAGCCGCAACAAGACCGAGGAAGUCAGCAAGAUCGCCCUGGGUGCCAAGGUCGAGCGGGCACUUUCACGGAGGAUGGUCGGUCAAGAUGCCGUCUUCACGCCUAAGAGUUCCAAGCCACUUGACGAGAAGAGAGCGCUGGAAGUGGAGGCCAACUAG